UGUGUGAAGCGGAGUAGUCCGGUCUGUGGCGAAAGGGCGGCGGUGGUGUGAGGACCAGAGACACCGGGAGAUGAGGAAUAUGUCGGCGUGAGGCAACUUCUCGGUGCCCACGACAGCGAAGCUUUUUUCGCCAGGUUUGUCUCGCUAGCCACCUACUAGCCUACUUCCCACCUUUACCACCACCAUCGUGGUAGCCAUGGCAACCAGUGCAGUGCCAAGCGACAACCUGCCGACGUACAAGCUGGUGGUGGUGGGGGAUGGCGGCGUGGGGAAGAGUGCUCUCACCAUCCAAUUCUUCCAGAAGAUCUUUGUGCCAGACUAUGAUCCCACCAUAGAGGACUCAUACCUCAAACACACAGAGAUAGACGGACAGUGGGCCAUUCUGGAUGUGCUGGACACAGCAGGACAGGAGGAGUUCAGUGCCAUGAGGGAGCAGUACAUGAGAACAGGAGACGGCUUCCUCAUAGUCUUCUCUGUGACUGACAAGGCCAGCUUUGAGCACGUCGACCGAUUCCAUCAGCUCAUACUACGGGUCAAAGACAGGGAGGCCUUCCCCAUGGUGUUGGUGGCCAACAAAGUGGACCUGGUCCAUCUGAGAAAGGUCACCAGUGAGCAGGGCCAGGAGAUGGCUGCCAAACAUAAUAUAACCUAUAUUGAGACCAGUGCCAAGGAUCCUCCCAUGAAUGUGGACAAAGCCUUUCACGAGCUGGUCCGAGUUAUAAGGCAACAGGUGCCAGAGCGGAGCCAGAAGAAGAAAAAGAAGAUGAAAUGGAGAGGAGAGCGUUCAACAGGUUCUCAUAGAUUCCACUGUGUAAUAUUGUGACCUCCCUCAUCCAGGUCAUUCAUAACAUACACACACAAACACACACACACAUCUACGCACACACACACACACGCCCACACACAUACCUUUUGGAUGUCAGGGAACACUGCACCCUAGCAGUUGCCAACUACUGGAGCACAAAUCGGAGGGAUCGCUAGGUGGCAAAAUGGAAAGAGAGUGAUGGAAGGAGACCUGAAUCCAAAACACCUGACCUACUCGGACCAAGUUCCCGCAGCAUCUCGCAACGCUUUGGAAUGAGCGCUGUGACCACCUUACUGAAUUUCUGGUUCCCUUCUAAGGUUUUGGAUCCCUCCCCUCCCAGUUGAGUCCAGAAUGGUGUCACUAAACUGUUUCUCUGUCAAGUUAAGUUUCAACUUCAUUGUCACUGAGGGCAUAAGACUAGAGUUUCUGGGGGAAAAGUACUGAGAUCAGAAUUACCAUGAUGUUGGAACUUGUAUCUUCUUCGGAAAGGGAAGGAAAUGGAAUGAAAUGGAAGGAACCAGAGGCUCAAGCUGGCACCGUGUUAGCAGUUCAUUUCAUUAUCUAGCUCCAGCACCUUGCUGUUCAUCACCUAUCUAGCCUCGUGCCCCCUCUCUUGCCAUUUCAGACGUGAAGAAAAGGACCUGUGUGAAAUCUGUGGAUAAGCUGUUUUGGUUCUCAGUGCUGAGGUAGCACUAAGAGUGAACAUCUGAAGGGGAGGGUGAAGAGUGGUGACAGCCUGGCUUUGGGGAAACCUAUGAAAAUUAAUGUUUUGUGCUGUUGUCAAUGGGUAACCUGUGAGUUCUGUGAGUAUAGCGUGUACAUUGUGGUCAUGUGAUGCCAUUUGGUUUUGAAAAGUCAAAUCAAAGGUGGAGGGGGAGAGUGUAUCGUAGCAAGCAGAAGAAAUGUGGCUGCAUCCUGAGAAUACGUGUCAAAAUGGCUGACAUGGAUGAAAGCUAUGCUGAUAUUAGCUAAUAUUUUUGAAGAAUUUAAUUAAUGGUGAAAUGUGUAAAUGCUAGUCAUUGAUUGUAAAGGAGAGUCAAGUUUGUUUGGUGUAUGUAAUUACAUCUCAGUGUAACCCCAAGGGGCUUAAUAUUUUUUAGCUACCAACACUGACAUGUUUACACACACUCCUGUAAUUUGAUUUUUUUUUCCACCACAUACAUAAAUCAGAGCCCCUUUUCAUCAGGAAUUAUGAUAACCUUGGAAUAGGUUACCUCUGCAGUCAUUGCGAAUGGUGAGAUGACUGCAACAAGAUGAGUAAUCCUGGAUCAAUACUGUAUGAACAGUGGCGCUGAUUAUUUUUUUAACCUUUGCAGUCAUAACUACUAAGAUUGUCUACAAAGAAAAUCAUCUGUUUUGUCUCUAGAUGAUAUAUAACAUGACAAAUUAAGUGGUGAACAUAAAAAUCAGAUUAUAGGUGGCAGUGUAAACAUGUUCAGAGAUGUUCUGAAGGAUCUGAAGGAAAUCUUACAUGGAAAUAGAAUAGAAAAGGGAUAAUGAGGGCUACACCUUUCAGAUCUGAAACGGGCUAGAGAAGCUGUUUUGCACUGGCCACUAACCAAAUGAUGUGAUGUCACUUCAUUUCAGGGCUGUAGGAAUGAAGAGUCUGCGUUCUGUAGGCAAAAGGGGAAAUAAAACUGCUUUUCGCAUUGCAGGGUUUUUGCCUAGAGAUAUCCUAGGCUGACAGUUUGCGCAGGCUGCUUCAGCCCCAUUACACACUGCACCAGUUAAUCAGGACAAUGUUCUAGGGUAAUGAUGAUGAUGUUAACCAUGAUUAGUCAAGGAUAACACUGCUCCAGAGCUGGGGUCUCUAGUCCUGGGUGUAACUCGGAGUUAACACACCUCUGAAUGUGCUAGUGUGACACUCCUGUCAGCUCAAAGCCAUGGUAGCCUAGCUAGUGACCAAGUUAGGUUGUAAGGGGACCACAAACUCGAAGCAACAAGACAUUCAAUAUGUUUGUAGUCAGAGAGGCGUAUAUGAGUGUACAAUUUAAUAACCUAUGAAAUGGCUUGUACUGUUAACGCACUAAAAAGGUUUGGGGGAUUUUUUUUGUCUGGAUGAAUACCAUCUCUUGAAGGAGUAAGUUUUUGCACUUUUAAUAGAAACUCUGACUUUCCUAUUGGCAUGUUGUUUUCUUUUCAAAUCUGUAAAUGAAAGGGAAGGCAUGGUCAAAAUAAUUUGAAUGUAAAAUCAACUACAACAAAACAGGCAAAUGGAGUUGUAGCCCUAUCUGCCUGUGUGUGCCUGUUGCCUCGGAGGGACGAGCGUAACAGAGCUGAAAUUUGUUGGAUUUAAACAGUCUCAGAGUUUUUGGAACUGUAAUUCCAUAUUUGAAAUGAAAAUGUUGAAUUGAUCAAGGAGGCUGAGUAUGAGACAGAUUCUUUGUUGCAUUGUAAUGGAAACCCACCUCCAGAAUGAAAAGUUGACCUCAGCAAAGGAAAAGAUACAGUAUUAAUCUACAUUGCUAAUUGCGACUUUGAAAAGCUCAAAAGAUUUUUUUCCAGAGAAAAUACAGGUUGAUUGUCAGUGAGGCAACAGACUCUGGGGCCGAGGGGAGAAAAAACAAACAAAAAAAAAAACAAUGUGUUUGAUGAAAAUGGUAUAUCAUGUAUGUUUGAUACCUUUUUGUAUUAUUGAUAUGAUUCUUGCGAAGUGUUUUUUAAACAACUGAAUAAUUUAUUACUGUCCAUGUUACCUCAGUGUGUCCCAGACCUGGACAAAAACUCUUUAUAAAAUAGUUUUCAGUUCUGUUUAAUUUAGAGCAGCGGUUAUUCAUCUAUAGACUGGGACUCAAAAUGGGUACUAGUCCAUUUGCCUUCGUGCCCCGCCAUGUCAAGACUUGUAAUAUGCUUUAAUGAGCCUGUGGGCCAAGGUGAAGAAACAGAAUUUACCCAGAUUGUGUCCCGAGCUAGAAGUACUUUAAGGUCCUCUGAUUUACAGGAGCUCACUGGUGCACAUGGAUAGCCUCAAAAAUGUGCACCGUGGUCAAAUCAAAGAUUGUAUAUCAAAAGGAGGAUGAUAGCCAUCAUGAGCCCUAAGGAGCAUUUAUACUCCAAUGUGUAAUUUGAAAGAAUUAUGCACCCAUUUGCUCACUUCCAGUGUUUAAAGUCAGCUUACAGUAUCAAGCAGACCUACCUCAAGUACCACCCUAGUGUCUCUGAGUGGACUAUUUGACUUUGGUUUUGGUUUGAGGUCCAAAUUAUUAUUUGAAAUAAAUUCAGUCCCUUUUCUUGGAGUUUUCGAUUAUGGCUGAUAAGGAACGUAAUUUGUCCUUCCAACCUUGCAGUUCUAGAAGACCAAAGAAAAUGCUCAAAGUAACUAAAACUACUUAUAAAUUGAUCCUGGUCUGUCUGCAAGCCAAAUUCUGCAUACUUGAGAAGUAUGCAGAAUUGUCCAAAAUGCUGGCCUUUCAUAUUGAGAAAAACGGCCUGGUUUUCAUACAGCUGCCCAUUCAUUUUGGAAGUUCAGCAAUGGGUUCUGUGGGUCAUCAAACACUGUCAACACAUAAAAGACCAUGUAAACUUUAAAUUUGGAUUGAAAAAACAACAUUUGUCACACCACAGCAGUGAAAUGUGUUUUUGGCCAGGUCUGUUGUGUUCUAACUGGCUGUGUCAGACUGAAGAGCUAGACGAGGCACAAACAAAUAAACUGUGGCCUUUCUAUCUAGCCUCAGGGGUCGAUUAUAUUUCAAUAAAGAAAUACAAGUAUUGUGA
Molecule: messenger RNA, 4519 nt
Organism: Myripristis murdjan (pinecone soldierfish)
Lineage: Eukaryota; Metazoa; Chordata; Actinopteri; Holocentriformes; Holocentridae
Product: ras-related protein M-Ras
Exons: 6
Coding region: 197-823 (208 amino acids)
Biological process (GO): signal transduction
Cellular component (GO): membrane
Molecular function (GO): GTPase activity; GTP binding
Source: RefSeq, a predicted model, not a curated record